CACAGACACACGUAGGUGAUGGUGGUGGUGGUGCAGGGGGGUGAAGCAUUACUACCAGCCAGGCAGGCAGGAGGCCACCUCCAGGGCUCUCAAGUUUCCGUUACUUGGUUCUCAACAGUGUAACGUUACAUCACCAUCCGUUACUUUGUACCCAAUAUCCUGCCGCCUCGAGCGCUGCUGGCCAGAUGGCGUCUCGCGGUAAUCUCCUUAGCGCUGCGUGCAGCAUGUUCUGAAUGAGAGAGUGCCGGGUGCUGGGACGACGGACAAAAUAACUCAAGUCAUGUUUGGGAAGGACUAUUUUUUUCAACAGGAGCCGUGUCUGCUGACAGACAGGUGUGUGUGUGUGUGUGUGUGUGUGUGUGAGUGCAGGAAUACAGGUAGCUUGUUUUCGUGCCAGAGCAACAAGUUGAAUGUGUCUUGACGCUGCGUUUGUGAUGGGGAUAGAGCUUUGUGCUGGGAGUCCGCAGCGACAGAUUGUGAAAUCCUACCUAUCAUGUGAAGGCUUUGGUUGUGGUUUGUGUGUGAGUGUGGGUGUGUGUGUGCGAGGGACAGAGACAGUGUAACAGAGAGCUAAGCUUCGUAGCCUCACCCCAGGGGCACUGGCCUGUAAAAAAUGUCCCUGUAACCCUGGAACCAUGAAACCAUGACAGUCAUCACUUAUUCAAGUGCUGCUGGAAGGCUUCCGAAAGAAAUCCAGGUUCUUGAACAUCCCUGUGACUCCGGGAAUGUUCCAGUACCUCUGUUCGAGAUUGUAGAACCUCGUACCAUGCUGGACCCCUCCGAAAAUCCAACUCGAGAACCUUGUGGGGUCAAGGGCCAGAGAAGGAUUGAACAGGGAGAUGACGAGAGAGGAGCAAAGGGAGGGAUAGUGAAAAGGAGGAGACAAACAUGGGUGAGAGGAUUCAGCAGAGAGAGGAUGAAUAGAGGAAGGAGAGAGGAGCAGUGUAACUUAAGGAAUAAAUGUAACAAGCAAGUUAGAAAAACCCUAAAAAGUGGGAGGGAAUGUGUGGAAGGAAGGCACAAGAGCAGGACAGAUGUCUCUUGGACAGGUGAAAUCAAGCAACGGGAGGAGAGGAUGGGGGAACGGAAAAGAUGGCCUGUUUUUCCUCGGCCAUUUCACCUGAACAACAUUACUGAAGGAGAAGUGACGAGCGGGACAAUCACAAUGAAAGGGAUGAGGAGGCAUCAUAUCUUUCUCUGGUUCACUCUCCUCCUCUUCAGCCUGUGUCCAAAACCUGCUUCAUCACAGGGACGUUUCCCACGAAUGGAGAACAUUGCUGCCUUCAAACCCGUGUCCACUUCGCCGGCUCGUUCUACCUGUGGGGUUCCAGAGCGGAGCAGCUACUGUCAGUCACCGUCCUCUCAGUCUGAGCUGAUGACUUGUUCUCAGGCCUUCUGUGUCCAUGAAUGUUCCUAUAGAUCCUCCACACCCCCGUAUGCCCCAUUGCUACUGCCUGCACACAGGGGUACCUGUGUAACAGAAGACAGUGAUGACACUCAUCCUGGAACUCAGACAGAGACUGGAACCACUACCAGUUCACCAAGGGUUUCAGGUGGAUCCAGUAGCGUGCUGUUUCGGCCAGUCCGGGAUGGAUGUCUGGUCUCUCCCCCUUCACAGAAUCUAGGAGCGUUGGGUUCCCUCACCCUGGCAUUGUGGAUAAAACCAAGCUCUCCUGGAGAGAUGAUGCUGCUGGAGAAGAGCUCAGAGGAGCGGUUAUUGUUUUCUGUGACAGUGUCUGAGCAGGCGGUCACCCUGCGCUAUGGUCAGUCCAGCAGUCAAACUCCUCUGAUGGUCAGCUUCAGAACAGAGGGGAGGAUUACAACGAAGAGGUGGACACACCUUGUUUUGCAGGUCCAUGACAGACGUGUGAGUCUAUUCCUGGAUGGGCUUGAGGAGGACGGGACACCCUUUGACACACAACCUCUGACUGCCAGGCUCUCUGAUAUUAGUGAGGAUGAUGCCAUGUGGGUGGGACUCAGCUCUAACGGGUCUAAUCAGUUCAUUGGGUGGAUGCAGGACUUUAGAUUUUAUCCUGCCACCCUGACCAACAGGGAAAUAGUGGAGGUGUAUUCAGGGGUCCUGCCCGAGCUCCAUGCCCAGUCAGAGUGUCGCUGUCCUCCCAGUCACCCCAGAGUACACCCUUUAGUUGAGAGAUACUGCAUUCCGAGUGGUGUUGAGGACACCACCAAUGACAGAGUCUUAAGGCUCAACCUUAAUGCCCAUCCACUCAGUUAUAUCAAUGAUCAGGACUUGGGCACCACAUGGCUUUCUAAGAUCAUGACAACACAGGAACUGGAUGAAGGAGUCACUAUUACUGUGGAUUUGGCUAAUGGACAAUACCAGGUGUUCUAUGUUAUAGUCCAGUUUGGUGGCCUCUUGCCUGAGUCAGUUCGGAUUCAAAGACGUAAGCUUCACCUAACGGAACCUGACAGUGGCACCACCACAGAACAACAGCCCUGGUUGGACUGGCAGUAUAUGGCAAGAAACUGCAAUGUGUUUGACAUGCAGAACAAUGGGCCUUUAUUGAGACCAGAUUCGGUCAACUGUCUGCAGCUUCCAAGUGACGUGUCCUACUCAGGAGGUAACAUUACAUUCAGCUUGCUGACUCCAGAGCCAAACCUGAGGCCAGGCUAUAAUGACUUCUACAACAAUCCUGCCCUACAAAAGAUGGUACAUGCCACCCAGGUCAGGAUACACCUGAGUGGACAAUACCACACCAGAGCAGCUGAGGUGAACCAGCGACACAGAUACUAUACCAUCAAUGAGGUCACCAUCAGUGGCAGAUGUGAGUGUCACGGCCAUUCCGACCACUGCGAUACCAGUGUGACGCCAUACCGCUGUCUGUGUCUGCCUGAGAGCCACACAGAGGGAAACAAUUGCCAGCGUUGUGCACCCCUCUACAAUGAUAAGCCAUUUAGGUCAGGAGACCAGCUCCAACCUAUGAACUGCCGGUCUUGUCAGUGUCAUGGUCACGCCCUCUCCUGUCAUUACGAUGUCAGAGCCGAUGACCAACCAGAUGAACACUAUCGAGGAGGAGGAGGCGUCUGUGACAACUGCAUGCACAACACCACAGGUAGAAACUGUGAGCUGUGUAUGAGUGGCUUUUUCAGGCUGGAGGAAUCUAAUCCCACUUUACUUGAUGUGUGUCAGCCUUGCAACUGUCACACUGCUGGAACAAUCAACGGCAGCAUGACGUGUGCCCAGGCAGGAGGUCAGUGUCAAUGUAAGGUUGCUGUAACAGGUCGUCGGUGUGCAGACUGUUCGCCUGGUUGGUAUGGUCUUAAAGCCUCAAAUCCAAACGGCUGCUUCCAGUGUAACUGCAGUGACAUUGGCAUCGUCAGCCCCUCAGCUGGAGGAAUUCCCAGUUGUAACCAGGAUACGGGGCAGUGCCGAUGUAAACCCCACGUCACAGGUCUUUCUUGUGACCGCUGUGAGUUUGGUUAUUGGAAUCUGUCCCACCCAGACGGCUGCCUCCCAUGUGACUGCGACCCCCUGGGUUCCCUCAGCCCAUUCUGUGAGCCUGAGGGGGGGCAAUGUGAGUGUAAGCCUGGGGUAGGGGGCCAGCGCUGUGACUCUUGUGGCAGGGGUUCGUAUGGUUUAAGACUGGAGGGGUCCUGUGCCCCCUGCAACUGCUCACAAGAAGGAACAGUACCUGGGACAGACUGUGAUCCUCACACAGGACAGUGUGUGUGUAAGGAACAUGUGGAAGGCCGUCUCUGUGACUCUUGUCGCCAUGGCUACCACACCCUGGAGCAGCGAAACUCCCUGGGCUGUCUGCCGUGUGCGUGUGACAUUCAUGGCACUGUGCCAGGAGGUGUAUGUGAUAUGUGGACUGGACAAUGCCCAUGCCGAGAGGGGGUGCACGGCGCACAGUGUACCAACUGUGCCCACAACUACUACAACAGGAGUUUACAUCUCCAGCAGGGGUCCUCCCAUGGCUGUGUACCAUGUGUCUGUGACCCCAGAGGAACAGUGACGGGGUCAGUAUGUGACAGCACCACCGGGCAGUGUGUUUGUGUCUCUACACGCUUUGGACAGGACUGUAGCGGCUGCCGACCUGGCUUCUACCUUUCUCCAGAUCACAGCAUGUGUGCAGAGUGUGACUGCCAUCCCAUGGGAGCAUCGCAGCGUGGUUGUGAGAGCCAGACGGGACAGUGUGUGUGUGCCCAUCCUUCAGUGGGAGGGCGGCGCUGUGACGAAUGUCGUGAGAUGUUCUUCGGUUUCAACCCUGGCCUGGGCAGAUGCCAACCUUGUGCAUGUGACCCAAUGGGCAGUGUCAAUGGUUCAUGUCAUCCAGACUCAGGGGUGUGUGUGUGUAAGCUACUGGUAACUGGAGACAAGUGUGAUGUAUGUCAGCCUGGAGCAAUUCAUUUCGACCCUGAGAACCACUUUGGCUGCAGCAAAGCACCUUCCCAGCAACCUGCACCAGCAGGUUUUGCUCUCAGUUAUUCUUCCAUUCAUCUCUCUUGGCAUCCACCUGACUCCCCAAACUCAAACCAACUCAACUACACACUCAUUAGGGAUGGACAGUCAGUUUAUAGCAUCCAAAGUCACUAUCCUUUCAGCCCUGGAUUAUUUGAAGACACCGGUUUGUUUCCCUACACCAACUACUCUUACUGGCUCAUAACAGCUAAUGUGGCUGGUGCGACAACAAGUGCGUUAGCCUCAUACCAAACUUUAGGUGCACCACCUGAAGCAGAACAUCUCCAUUUAAACCUUAUGGGACGACCCGGUCCUACCACCGCUAGCUUUAACUGGAGCACACCACGAAACGACACAGGCCCAGUGGAAAGGUUUGUGCUAUCCUCCACGGAGUCAUCUGUUGGAGCAGAGCCUGUCAUUCACUACACAGGCUUAUCUACAGAGGCUGUGGCAAGCGGUCUAAAGCCCUUCACCCAGUACACUGCAGUACUGCAGGCGUGCUCUUCUGGGGGAUGUACUUCUACCCCACCACUGUCUCUUCUGACAGCCUCUGCCCCACCACAAAACCAACCCCCACCCAGAAUCACUGCUACAGGAUCUUAUACACUGCAUGCUUCCUGGGGGCCCCCCAGUCAGCCAAAUGGCGUUAUCACAAGGUAUGAAGUCUUUCUACGUGGACCAAUGGACUCAAAGAACUUCUCAAGUCCAAAUGCUGAGAAGAGAGUGUUCUUCAGCUCUGGUUGGUUUGAUCCAAGUGUUUCCCCAGAAGCACAGUCAGCCAAUAGGAGCACAGUCGCACCCCCUAAGAACAGUGCCAGUAUAUCAGAUCUACAGGCGUUUUCCACCUAUCAGAUGAGAGUUGUGAGCGUCAAUAUGGCAGGAAAUGUCACAUCAGAGUGGACCACAGCACGCACCAUGGAGGGAGUCCCAGAGUUGAUAGCGCCUCCAGAAGUGUCUGCCCUGUCGUCCACCAGUCUCAAAGUUGAGUGGAACACCACUGAAGGUGAAGGGAUCAUCGCCAGAGGACGAGUCACAGAAUAUCGGGUCAACUUGCUUACUGAACAGACAAACUAUCCCUAUGCUCCUCCAUAUAUUAGUCAGGUUUUACAUCGUGUGGGACCAUCGUCACAGCCUAUUUAUGUAGUGAAAGGAUUGAAGCCUUAUCAUGUGUACAACUUCACUGUUACACUCUGCACAAACACAGGCUGCAUUACCAGUCUGCCAAGCACAGGACGGACCCUACCAGCAGCUCCGACAGGACUCUCUCAACCUCAAUUUUAUCCAGUAAAUGAAACCGCCAUUCAGUUAGACUGGGACCCACCAGCGCAACUCAAUGGACCACACCCACUAUAUCAGGUGGAGAGGACAGACGUCUCUUUAUCUGACCCACAAGAUCCUGUUGUCAGAGGAACCAGAUUCCCAGGAAACAGUUACCACCAGUUUCCCAGUGACACCCUUCCUGUCAACACUGACUUCACAGGUGUUCAGUUGAGUUUCAAGACUCGAUCCCCACAUGGCCUGCUGCUCUGUGCGUUCUCUCCGGGAAAUCAGGAAGAGUUCCUGGCUAUUCAGAUCAAAAAUGGACGCCCUUACUUUCUGUUUGACCCACAGGGCUCAGCGGUGGCUGUGAGUGUGCAGGGUGAUGGAGGGCACCGCUACAAUGAUGGACAAUGGCACAGCAUCAUAGCAACAAGGCGAGGGGCCGUGGGAACAAUCGUUGUAAACAAUCAAUACAGAGGAAGUGCAUCAGCUUCCAGCGGCAGCACAAUUAUUGGUGAGAACACGGGGGUAUUCAUUGGAGGGCUGCCUGAAGACUUUACUUUGUUAAGAGAGGAUUCAGGUGAUGCCCGACUAGUGCGACAGGGAUUCUCUGGCUGCCUCAGAGAUGUGAGUUUUAAGAUGACUGGCGGCCCCAGAGAGGAAUGGAAAUCUCUGGAUUGGGCAAAAGCCACAAAGAAGGUGGCAGUGUAUGAAAGCUGGGAGGGAUGCCCUGCUCAAACUGAGGAUGGAGCCCAUUUUCUGGGUCAUGGUUACCUGGAGAUUAGCGGAGAUGUAUUCAGUGGAGGACAGGACUUUGAGAUUUCUAUGGAUUUCAGAACAGAUCAGCUCAAUGCACUUUUGCUCUUUAUAUACAGCACACAAAGUGAAGACUAUAUGCUAGUGGAGCUGGAAGGUGGCCUCCUGUUCGUCAUUCUUGCCUCUGAAGGUCACGUGACUGAAUUCAGCAUGUGGGCGGGGCUUAGUUACUGCGAUGGUGACUGGAAGCAGCUUACAUUAGCAAAACGCGGCUCGCUCAUCUUUGCUGCAGUUAAUGACUGGGCAGAGGAGACAACGGUAAUGGGAGGAGCAGUGCGGCUGAGAGUUGAUUCGCCAUUGUACUUGGGGGGCGUGCCAAGGAAUCUCAUCCAUCCUGCUCUGAACAGCCAAAGUCACAAACACAGCCUAGGAGGAUGCAUAAGGGGUCUUACCAUACGAAGUGAUGAAAAAAACCCUCCUGUCAGUCAAAGUGUUAUUCUCUCUGUUGCUUUCCGCCGCUCUGUUAGAGUCUACUUAGACGGUUGUCCCACCAGUGAAAGCCGUUACAACUGCAGAGGAAACGAUUCAGUGUUGGUGUAUAGUGGGAAGAAGACACAAGCCACAGAUUAUAGUCUACAGCCUUUCACUGAGUACUUGUACAGGGUUGUGGCCUUGGCUGCAGGAGGUUGGGCAGUUGGACCUUGGCAGAGAGGACGCAGUCAUAGCAGAGUACCAACGUCUGUGCCACCUCCGACUACAGUGCAGAGCUUGAAUGGCUUCAGUGCCAUGGUGAGCUGGUUGCCACCCACUGGUGACAUCAGAGGGCUGAUUGACAGAUAUGAAUUGAAGGCCUACAAUAGAGACCAGCCAGAAGUACCACCUGUCAAAGCCAUCUAUCUGGCUAAUGGAAAUUUCACAGGUGUGCUGCCGGGUCUCACUCCAUCCACUCGAUACAUUAUCACUGUAAGUGCCUGUAGUCCUGUUGGCUGCACUGAGAGUCUUCAUAAUGACGAUGGUGAUGAUAAUGAUUUGAGAUCGAGCCUCACGACCCCGGAGGAAGUUCCAGCCGCUGUCUCUCCUCCGGCUGCAGUCUCAUCCCCUACAGCUCUCUAUGUUAACUGGGAACCUCCAGCAAGGCCCAACGGAGGCAUUACAGAGUACCUCCUCUAUCACAACAACCAAAUGGUCUACAGGGGGAAAGACAGACAACACAACAUCACUGGUCUUGGUGUGUAUUCCACCCAUGUCUUUGUACUAAGUGCUUGCACUUCAGUGGGCUGCACUAACAGUUCACAGGUUACUAUGCUGACCUCUCAGCUUCCUCCUGGGCCUCUACAAGCACCAACUCUUACCCUACUGGACUCACGGACCAUGCUGGUGGAGUGGUCACGUCCCUCUCAGGUUAAUGGCGCUUUGGAGUUCUAUUCCAUCUUCCUGUCACAUGAUGGUGCAGAGCCUGUGUUGGCCUAUAACAGCUCAGAACUUUUUGAAGACCACACACUCCGCAACCUCACUCCUGGAACAGCUUACACCAUCACAUUCGCUGCCUGCACAGGAGGUGGGUGUACCUUAAGUCCUCCCAGCCACGUUCAGACUGAGGAGAGCACCCCAGAGAGUGUUCCUGCUCCGCUGGUCACCCCUUUGUCCCCACAUGCACUCAACGUCAGCUGGACACCUCCUGACACUCCGAAUGGCAUAAUAACCAGCUAUGGUCUCUGGCUGGAUGGAGUUCUCAUUUUAAACUCUAGUUCUUCCCAGAGGGUCUCUGUGGUGGAGGGACUCUCUCCAUGGAGCCGACACAUACUCAGGCUGCAAGCCUGCACAGCACGGGGCUGUGGCAAAGGUCCAAUGGUUGAGGUGCAUACAUUAGAGAUGGCUCCAGAAGGCCCUAUACUGCUGGAACUGGCCAAUCAGAGCUCUCGAUCAGUCCGAGUGCGCUGGACAGCCCCGCCUAGACCGAAUGGGAACCUCAGCUAUACACUGUACUACAAAAGCAAAGAUGGUGAUGCUGUGUUGGACGGAAGUACAGCAACAGGAAGUUGGUUUUCUGUGACUGAUCUGCGGCCUUACACUAACUACAGCUUCUGGAUCAGAGGCUGUAACACACAGGGUUGUGUUGAGAGCCUGCCAAUGAAUGUCACUACACCCCCAGCAGCCCCAGAUGGGUUGUCACCUCUGAGGUUGGGUCAUGCAACUAGUGCCAGCCUGAAUGUAUCCUGGUCCGCCCCUGCCCACUCCAAUGCACCAGGCCCAGUUCGUUACAGCCUGCAAAUGAGGACAUCCCCACAGAGGCCUGUGAUAAGGCUUUUGGAAAACGCAACAGACACCUUUUCCUAUAACCUAGAGGGCCUGAUGCCGUACACACUGUACGCUUUUCGAGUGGUGGUUUCACACACACAUGGGCAGACAGUCGGCCCCUGGGCAACCCUGCUCACCGCCGAGGACAGCCCAGGACCAGUGGACACUCCAGCUGUAUCAGGGCUCCAUCCUCGAAGUGCAACAGUUUCCUGGGUUCCUCCCGCCCAACCAAAUGGCAUUAUCACUAAUUAUACCCUCUAUCUUCGCCCCAGCUCAGUCUCCAGCACCAGCACAGCACUUAACUCCAGUUUAGGUCCUAACCCAAGCCGACUGCACAGCACUGAGGGUGCAUAUCUUAACUCAAGUCAUAACCAAAAACCCAGUCAUACCACCCCAGGCACAAGCUUGUCUUCUGCCAACACACACAGUAAUGACAGCUCAGUAACUUUCCAUGCCACAAGACCCAACCUUCACCCUGUCACAGAAGACAACCGGAUCAAAUCUACUCAUGUAAGCAAUACAAGCCAAGGCCCCAGUUCCAUCUCAUUCCAUACCACUACCGCCAACGUAAACUCAAGUCCCAGUCUUUUACUGUCAAGCCCGUACAGUGCAGCCAGCUCGAAUACGGGGCUCAUUCUACAACAAGACCCAUUCUUCAGUGCAGCUUCAGCUUCAAGUUCAUCCCCUUUAUUAGUCACUGUUCCAGGGAACACCACAACCUUCACAUUCCUCGACCUACUGCCAUACCAGACCUACAGCCUCCAGGUGGAGGCAUGCACCAUUGUGGGUUGUUCAGUGUCUGGGAUGUCUCAGAGCUUUCGUACCCUCCCAGCUCCACCUGAAGGGGUUCCUGCACCUCACCUUUACUCUGACACCCCCACCUCUGUUCUCCUAUCCUGGGGUGCACCGGAGAGGAACAAUGGGCCACUUGAGCGAUGGCUGAUUGAGCGCAGAGUUGCUGGGACCGAACAAGUCUCCACAGUGGGCCAACUGCCACCAGACCCUCCCCCUCUUUCCUUCCUGGACUCUUCAUCAGCUCUCAGUCCCUGGACUAACUACCAGUAUCGACUUGUGCUCCAUAAUCAGGCUGGCAACACCACGGGACCCUGGGUCAGUAUCACCACCAGGCCUUCGCGGCCAGCUGGUCUCAGUCCACCGAGGGUGAAGGUCUUGGGGCCAGAGUCAAUCCAGGUCACAUGGUCUCCUCCUCUUAUUCCCAACGGAGAAAUCCACAGCUAUGAGAUUCGCCUCCCAGAACCCCACGUCUUCAAUGAUGGUGGAAAUGCAUCUGAGUUCAACAUCACAAUUACGGACCUCAUCCCAUACACAAACUACAGUAUCACUGUGUUGGCGUGCUCCAUGGGUGGUGGACAUGUUGGAGGAUGUACAGAAAGCCUGCCCACUACAGCUACCACACUACCAACAAUCCCAGAAGGCCUUGAACCACUGGUUGUCGUGCCAGUCAGUGAGUCUUUCCUGGCCAUUUCCUGGCAACCGCCAAGCAGGCCCGAUGGACCUAACAUCAGAUACAAGUUGCUCAGACGUAAAACCCACCAGCCCCUGGCCAUUGCCACGGUCCCCACGGUAACAGCCACGUCCCCUCCCCCCUCUGAAGAUCUCCAUCGUUGGCUCCAUGUUUACUCCGGCACCAAAUUGUUCUACCAAGAUAAAGGCCUAAGCAGAUUCACCCGUUACCAGUACCAGUUAGAGGUACAUAAUGACGUGGGCUACUCCUCAGGAGAGAUUGUAACCGCUGUGACUAUGGCGGGGCUUCCCCACCACCCUCCAUCUCUGUCUGCCCACGCCAUCAAUCACACCUCUGUACAGGUCAACUGGACACAACCCUCUCUGCAAGACCUGCAGGGAGAGGUGGAAUCUUACUUCCUGACAAUAGAGUCGGCACAGUCAAGUCAAAUCUUGACUUUUCCCGCUGAGAUCAUCUCCACAGUGAUAAGUGACCUCUGGCCAAGUACGACAUAUCAAGUGUCAUUACAGGUGUCGAACGGAGCACAUAACACAUCCAAAGCAAUAGUUAAUGUCACCACAGAAGAUGGAGAGCCAGAAGGGGUGUCUGCCCCAGAGGUGGUUCCAGUUAACAGCAGCACAGUCCGUGUGCUCUGGUUCUCUCCUCUAAGGCCCAAUGGAGCAAUUACUGGUUACUACAUCUAUGUUAAUGAUGUUCUUCAUGGCAGUGUUGACAACAGCUCAGGGUCCUACCUGCUGGGGGACCUGCUGCCUUUUACUGUCUACAACAUACAGGUGAAGGUGUGUACUGUAUAUGCAUGUGUGGGGAGUAAUGUUACUCCGACAACUACUGUGGAGGACCUGCCUGCCGACCUGGCUGCUCCCCAUGCACAAGUGAUUGCUCCCAGGGUGGUGAGGUUGGACUGGUCUCAUCCGGGCAGACCCAGUGGGAUCAUGCUGGGCUAUGAGGUCUUAAGACGGACCCUGAGGUCAUGUGUCGUUGGGUCAACAGGGGUCACAUCCUCUGUCGGGGAGCAGUCAGCAGGUGCAGGUGGUGUAAGAUGUUCCUACCUGCAGUGUCCUGCCAGUCAUGGUGUGUGUGGGGUGUCAUGCUUCGAACCUGACAUUCAGGUUUGCUGCAGUGGACUAUUGUACACUAAGAAACCACAUCACCAUUGCUGUGAGGGCAGUUACCUGAGUUUGAGUAAUACUUCCAAUCCGGCCUGUUGCAAUGGCAAACUGCUCCCAGCCCUGCCUGACCACCAGUGUUGUGGAGGAUACUACGUUCAUGUAAAAACCAAUGAAAACUGCUGUCCUGACCACUCGCAGGGACGGGUCUCAGUGGGGCUGGGUGACAGCUGCUGUGGGGGGUUUCCUUACUCAGUGAAAGGCGGCCAGCUCUGCUGUAGUGGGAGCCUCCAUGAUGGCUAUGGGGUCCAAUGCUGUGGAGGCCGGAUUGUAGACGAUACGCUGGUGUGCUGCGGUGAUGCUGAGAGGGGGGAAGUGUACACAUAUGCCUCAGGUUUCAUCUGCUGUGGUCAGGAGUAUAUCAACUCUUCAACAUCUCUUUGCUGUGUGGGCAAUGACAGAUAUCCCACAAUGCACCCUGCUGGCAAUGCCACAGUGACAUUAAAGUGCUGUGGGUCAAAGGUCAUACAUCUGGAAGAGGAAUGCUGCAACGAGAUUGGUUAUGACCCCCAACGACACGUGUGUGCUGACCGACCCACACUGGGCCUGUUAAUACAGCACCAGUGUUUGCGAGGCGUCGUGUGUCCUGUAGCUGCAGCAUCUACAGCUUACUGUGGUGCCUGUGACCUCGAUCCAUCUAUGACUGCCUGCACAUGGGUCCUGUCUGCGCACACACACCCUGACACACCUUCCACAACAUACUCGCCUUCCAUCAACACAACUACGGACCUGUCUACACAUACAAACAGAAGCGAUAACACACACAAAAUGACAGAUUCAUACAGUCACACGCACAUAGAGAAUCUGCAACAUGGAGGAAGCCUGUGCCCGUCGCAUGAGGAGGUAGUGUACAGCGGAGAUGCCGACAGAUACACCUAUACAGACUCUGACCUGGAGCCCUUCACCACCUAUGAGUACAGAGUGAGGGGCUGGAACAGCUUUGGACGAGGCUCGAGUCAUGUUACAACAGUGACUACCAGUGAGGACAAACCAUGGGGGUUGGCACCGCCCCGUUGGAGUCGGUUAGGUGAACGAGACGACAUCAUCCAGCUGCAAUGGCAACCACCUGCCAGGCCUAAUGGGGACAUCACCCACUAUGUUAUACUGCGGGAUGGGCAAGAACGUUACCGUGGUGAUGAAAACAGUUUCAGUGAUGUGGGUGGGAUCAGGCCUUUCCAAGAAUACAGUUACCAGCUGAGGGUCUGUAACCGGGCUGGUUGUACCGACAGUACACAGGUGGUGGCAGCGACAGUCCGAGGAGUCCCAGAAGGCGUGCAGCCUCCAGUGGUAACAGCUUUAAGCCCCUCCUCCCUCCAUGUGAGCUGGACUGAACCUACUGGUCCCAGUGGAGUCAUACAGCGGUACCACCUAAACCAGACUGGUGUUGGAACCAUAUUUACACACAAUGAUGGGCCCAGAAAUUAUACUGUGACUGGUUUGCAGCCAUACAAAGACUACAGUUUUGUGCUGGUGGCCUGUACAGCUUUCGGAUGUGGAGCCAGUUUACCUUCCACUGGACGCACCCUGCAAGCCUCCCCUGCUGGUGUAUGGUCGAGGCCCAUUCAUCUGAUAAUAAACACAUCUGCGGUGGAGCUGUACUGGGAUCAGCCACUCCAGCCUAAUGGACACAUCUCCCAGUACAGACUGAACAGAGACGGUCACACUAUUUUUACCGGAGACCACCGUGACCAGAAUUAUACUGAUACUGGACUCUUGCCAAACCACAGGUAUGUGUAUGUACUGAUGGCCAGUACAGGUGGUGGGACUAGUGUGAGUGAUGAAUAUGUUGUACAGACACCAGUCUCUUGCCCCACUGGAAUCUCACCUCCCCACAAUGUGACAGUGUCAGACCCCAACUCCAUCUCUCUAGCCUGGACUCCUCCUGCUCAGCUCACCAGCAGCCAGCCUGUAAACUACAACAUCCUGUUAAAUCUGGGAAGUGACAGAGCCAUAAUGCAUCAUGCUGGGCAAGACCUGCACCUCAGUGUGACAGGUCUAGAGUCAUUCACCACCUACUACAUCAGAGUGCAGGCCUGUCAAAUUGAGGACUGUGGAGUAGGAGGAGGUGUUUAUGUUCAGACUUUAGAGACCGCCCCAGAAGAUCUGCAGCCUCCCAGAGUGAAGGCAGCUGGAGCCAACGUCCUUGAGAUUCACUGGUCGCCCCCCCAAAAACCCAAUGGACUCAUCACAUCUUACCAUAUAUACAGACGACCUGUAGGAACAGAGGAAGAGCUGCUGGUGUUUAUCUGGUCCAGUGGGCCGCUUGAAUUUUUUGAUGCCAGCCCUGCUCUGCGACCUUUCAGCUACUACCAGUACAGGGUUCGUGCCCACAACUCCAAAGGCUCAGUUCUGAGCCAAUGGACUUUAGCUCAGACCUUGCAGGCAGAACCACAAGAUAUGGCCCAUCCCACUGUCACAGCUACCGGUGCAUACUCAGCCCAUCUAAAAUGGAGUGAACCGGCACAGCCCAAUGGUCUCAUUUCCCAUUAUAGACUGGUUUACAAGAAGCACCAACAGGACCCCACACUCAACUCAGCUGCUGUUACUGCUCUCACUGUGGAGGGUUCAGUCCUAGAAGCGCCAGUCUAUGGUCUUGAACCGUACAGUGAGUAUAGUCUACGAGUGGAAGCUGUGAAUGAUGCAGGUAUCGUGUCCAGUCCAUGGGUAGGCAUUAGGACCCUGGAGGCUUCUCCAUCUGGGCUGGCUAACUUCACAGUGGAGCAGAGAGAGCAGGGCAGGGCGUUACUGCUGAGCUGGGAUCAGCCAAGUGCUCCAAAUGGGAUCAUCACGAUGUAUAACUUGUACAGUGAGGGGAACCUGGAAUUCAGCGGUCUAUCGCGCAACUUCCUGUUUCGUCGUCUAGAGCCAUGGACCACAUAUUCUUUGACUCUUGAAGCUUGUACCUCAGCGGGAUGCACACGCACCCCACCUCAGCAGGUAACCACAGCAGCAGCUCCACCUGCUUCACAGCCUCCUCCAAGGCCUCUCUUCGUUGGCCCAAACAGUGUGUCUCUCACAUGGGCACCACCCUCCCAGCCUAAUGGGCCAAUUGGAGAGUACUUCUUACUUGGGAGAAGUCUAGAGGAAGUCGGGAGGGGAAGAAGUAAUGAAGAGGGUACUGAAAAGGGAAAGGUGUUGUUCAGGAAAACAUCCCCACAACAUGCUGACUCGUUGUCAUACACAGUGACAGGUCUGCGUCCCUGGACGGAGUACGAGUUCAGUGUCCGUACUCACAACCCAGCUGGACACACCCAAAGUCCCUGGGUAACUGUGACAACCAGACAGGCCCCUCCUCGUGGGCUGGCUGCCCCAACAGUGCAUCACCUUCAAGGCCAGCCCAGUGAGGUGUUGGUUUCCUGGACUCCUCCUUUGGAGCCCAAUGGGAUACUUCAGUCUUACAGGAUUCAGAGAAACAAUGUCAGUUUCUCAUUUAGUUUUGACCCGACUGUCCUCACCUACACCGAUGAAGACCUCUUGCCAUUUUCCACAUAUAGCUACUCAAUCCUAGCUUGCACAUCUGAGGGAUGCAUCAAGAGCCCUUAUACAAACAUCACAACUCUAGAGGCUCCACCUGCCACAGUGCAAGCUCCCACAGUGAACAGCUUCACAUCCAAUAGUAUAAACAUUUCUUGGAGCAAACCACUCACACAGAAUGGAGAGGUGACCGAAUAUGUGCUGAAUCUGAACAACGAAGAAGCUUAUCGUGGGAGAGACCAAAACAUAGCGUUGUCAGAUUUGCAGCCACACACGUCUUAUCAGCUGGUCCUUUUAGCUUGUACCAAUGGCGGGUGCACAACCAGUGCCACAGUGUCCACUGUAACUGAGGAGGCUCCCCCCACUGGGUUACCUGCCCCAACUCUUAAGGUCACUGGCCCAGAGUCAGUAGAGGUUAGCUGGAGACCACCAGAGCACCCUAAUGGUAUCAUCACCGGGUAUGAGCUCCGCAGAGAUGGUGAAGUUAUCUAUGUUGGCACAGAGACCCAUUACCACGACUUCACACUAUUGCCAAGCGUGCAAUAUAGCUACGUUGUCAGUGCCAACAAUAGCAAAGGGGCAGUAAGCAGCGCAGCAGGCACGGCAAAGACUCACCCAUCUACUCCUUCUGGUGUCGGUCUCCCCACACUGAUGCCACUGGGACCAGGCCAGGUGAGAGUCGAGUGGAGCCCUCCAGCCCGUCCUAAUGGAGACAUUGUGAGUUACACUGUGCAUCAAAGAGAUCCAGUCCAGCUCAGCAUCACCAGCACUGUGUUCACUCCAGAGGACAAUGACUUCUCUAACCGUUACACCACUCUGCAUGGGCUGGUUGCUUACCACAGGUAUGAAGUGAGAGUUGAGGCUUGCACAGCGCUGGGUUGCUCCUCUAGUGACUGGUCACCUGUACUCACUCUCGAGGCUCCCCCUGCUGGACAAACAGCGCCACUGUUAGCCCUCCAAGCUGACACACACACUGGCCUGCAGACCACCUUUCUACUCACCUGGGCCCCUCCAGCUCAGCCAAAUGGUAGAGUCCUGCAUUAUGAGGUGUACCGCAGACUGGACCAUACCACUGACAUCAACAGAAGUGAUCCACCAACACUUGUCUACAGCAAUAUCUCUACUACUUGCAAAGAUGAGGCACUCCAGCCAUAUACUGUAUAUCAAUACCAGGUGUGGGCAGUGAAUUCAGCUGGUCAUUCUAAAAGUGCGUGGGCCAGUGAGAGAACGGGACCUGCCCCACCUGAGGGUGUACGGCCGCCUAUUUUCCUGAGUGUUUCAGCGACUUCAGCAGUAGUGGACAUCCGUCCUCCAGCCCGACCCAACGGAAUUGUUACCCUUUACAGAGUGUUCUCACUGAACCUCAGCAACCACACUCUGCUCUCAGAGGGUACAUCCCACCAGCAGACACUGCAUGGUUUACAUCCUUACACUCAGUACCGGGUAGGAGUAGAGGCCUGCACCUGUUAUCAGUGUUGUAGUCAGGGCCCACUGAGUGAGCUCCACACCCUGGCUGCGCCCCCAGCCCACCAGCCUCCUCCUCGCCUCGUCACCCUGACCUCCCGCUCUGUUCAGCUGGAAUGGGAUGAGCCUAUGUCACCUAAUGGAGUCAUUGAAAGCUAUGUGCUGCAUCUCAGAUCAGCCUGUCCGCAGCCCCUCCAGCCUGUGCCCCUCCCUUGCGUUGAAGGACCAAUAGAAGUCUGUUACUUUGGCAAAAGCCAGAGCUACAAUGUGACAGGUCUCCAACCAUACUCCACCUAUGAGCUGAGAGCUGCCUGCUUCAACAGCAUGGGUAGUACUGCCUCCAACUGGACUACUGUGAACACACUCAGCGAAGCCCCCCAGUAUGUGUCUCCUUUCUCAAUUGACAGUAACCUGACAGUUAUCUGGCUGGACUGGGCGGGGUCCUUCUCUCUUAACGGCUACCUGAAGGAGUAUAGUGUGACUGAGAGCCAGCUGAGGGUCUAUACUGGUUUCUACAGCUAUCUCCAUAUUCCACGCACAUCACAGAAAACUCUGUCAUUUCAGGUGACUUGUACCACAAACACUGGCAGUGCCAGUAGCCCCAUCAUCAGAUAUAGCCCUGCCACAGGACUAGAUCCUGCUGAGCCUGAAGACAAUGGUCAACAGGGUGUCAGUAUGUCAGCAGAACCAGUUUACUCUGAGCUGUGGUUCAUCUUGUUGUUAGUCUUGCUGGGUCUGUUUCUACUAGCCAUUCUGCUGGGUCUAGUUCUGCGAAGAGCCCUGAGGAAAAAUCCUUCAGCCAGAGAGCGCCCUCCACUGGUCAUGCUUCAGAAGACCCGGAAGGCUGGGGGAGAGACGUACAUGAGGCCCUGUCCUGAGUUGUGCUCUAAACAUCACUCCAGCUCCGUGCUUCUCCCUGAUCGUCCCACAGGUCUGACAGACACAAAGAUAGUCAGCGGCAUGUCCGUCCUGCGAGUUCCCAGCCAAACAGACCUCAGUCACGCCUACUCCCAGCAUUCCCUGCACCGCAGCAUCAGUCAACUGAUUGACAGGAAGUCACUGAUGAUGGAAGAAGGAAGCUGGGACAACCCACUGGGACAAGAUUCUGGACUGUAUGUGGAAGACGAUGAGUUUGUGGACGCCAUCAAGUCCUUAAAUUCUGUGAAAUCAGAGCACGCCAUGUUCACUGACACGCAUCUGUAAGACAAGACCCCCACACGUAAUCAGGUAUCACAGUCAAAAUUCAGGCCUAGCUUCAAACCAAGAGAGUGAAAAAAAAAAAACUGUCUAACGAAUUGAUCAGUAUGGAAAAAAUAUUUAAAUUUACAUUUUUUUAAAUUGUAUUGGGACAGUAUUAAUAAUGUUUUAAUGAUGUUCAAAUCCAAGGUUGUAAAAGAAAGCCAGACCCAAAGACCUGUUGUUACAAUGGAAUAAUAAUGCUUGUUUUGUUGCAGCAUUCAUUUGAAACUACAACGUAUAUUAAAAAAAAAUGUGUCUUCUCGUUUUACCCCACUCUCACCCUCUAGGAAUUAAUCAUCUUAAUUUGAGUACAGGGAUCCAGCAUACAAGAAUACAGUUCAGAUAUGGACCCAGUCAGUUGUGAUUGUGUAGGUUGUUAGUUAAAAAGCUGCAGUAUUUUGAAUGUGUUCAUAUCUGGAUUGUAUCGUAUGUUAUAACUGAAAUCCUGCUCAGAUUAAGAACCAGAUCAGUCCUUAAAUGACGCAAAACACACUGACUGAAUGUUCUGGAUGUAUUAUAAAUCACUGUCAAUGCUUGCCAACUGUUGUAGUUUAGUAGGUUUGCUUCUCACUAUUCAGAAUCAAAGCAGAGAUCAGUUCCAGUGAAUAGUUUCAGUCGCCUCUUCUGCUUUAACAAGUAAUUGUGCCUAGUAAGCUUACACAUUAUCAGCAGCAAUAGUCCUUUACACAUGGCCUUGGUGUUAGUUUUAUGACAAAAAAAAAUGCCAACUGUUUUUUUUUUGUUUUUUUUUAACAUGUGGCUGGGAAUCACAGAUGUGCCGUCUGAUUGUUGUGAUGUAACUUGAAAGCCCAAUUUGAGAUUAUUGAUGGACAGUUUACCGCAAGGUAAACUCAGAAGGAGGUGGACAUAAUGAAUUUGUGUAGUAAAGCUGAAUGAAAGCUGGGUUUGAUUUCAUAGUUUAUCUGUCAACAACAAAAAGAAAUGUCUGUAAUGAAGCAGGAAUGAACCGUGGUUUAUAUUUGGAUUGCACAGAUUGGGCUUUUAAUUUUUUUUUAGAAGCUAAAGAUAUUAGAAGCAGUAUUUUAUCAGAAGUUGUUGAAUUUCUGUGUAAUGUUGAUGGCUUUUUGUGUACAAAAUUGAAGUCUACUGUAUUGUUAUAAAAACCUUUUCUUUUUUACACUGGCAGUAUUAUUUAUGGUUGUUGUAUAAAAAAAUCUUAUUUAUAGAUGAUUCAUUGAUCAAUGUUUGUGCUUUUCUGGGAAA
Messenger RNA from Larimichthys crocea (large yellow croaker), 18790 nucleotides. RefSeq names its product Usher syndrome 2A (autosomal recessive, mild) (gene ush2a). NCBI's taxonomy places the organism in Eukaryota, Metazoa, Chordata, Actinopteri, Sciaenidae. Gene Ontology annotation, molecular function: protein binding. The coding region runs from base 644 to 17530 and encodes 5628 amino acids. The record is from RefSeq and is a predicted model, not a curated record. The transcript has 96 exons.